AUGUAUCUCCACGAUUGCCGCUUACAAAGUCCACUGGAUUCACCUGUGGGCAAAGGCUUCUGUGGUUGCCGCUCACGCGGUCUUCUAGACUUGGAGCGUGCGACCGUUGGAGCAAUGACACGUGGCGCGGGGACGGCACUAGUCGUUGUAUCUACCACUGGUCUGUCGUCAGUACGACCGGUGGCGCACGAAAGGCACAGCCCCACCCACGUGGCUCUCAUCAGUGAGGAUAGCCACACUCAUAGGCAGGUUGGUGUCCGUGGUAAAAGGGGCUCAAGUUCAGACAGCCUUGAGCUUAACCCCGACAAUGUGGCGAGUCCUUUUGUGGAUGUAGAGGCGGUCGAAUUCGGGAAUUUCUCGACUGCUGGUCCACCCUCAGGACGAGGUCACCCACCCCCACCGCCUCUCUCAUGA
Peronospora matthiolae is the source of this 414-nucleotide messenger RNA. The record is from the annotation of a GenBank genome assembly. NCBI's taxonomy places the organism in Eukaryota, Oomycota, Peronosporomycetes, Peronosporales, Peronosporaceae.